GUUAAGCCUUGGGGUGAAGAGAUAGGCCAAAAAGCUGGAGACGAGGACCAAGUGUGCCGAGGAGAAGGAAAGCAGAUCAAGUACAUCGGCCAGAUAGAAUCGUCCGAUCGAGUGAAGAAUCGGAAUCGACGCUCGAUUAAUUAAGAGUCGCGCUCGCGAACCUCUUUCUAUCCUAAUUACAUAAGUUACUCUGCACUCCCGAACGUCCGUAUAUAAUAAAAUAUUCAUACCGUUCGUACAUAUAUUCGGGUAAACGCGAUCGGUUAUCUGUGAUACGUCGCGCGGUUCCUCGCGUACUGUUGUUGUUGUUUGUUGUUUCUUGUUACUGGUGUUUCUAUAUUCGAAGUAAGAGCAGAGGAAAAAAGAGAAGGAACAGGACUAUAGAUCGAAAGUGAAAAGCGAAUAAAAAGUGGCGAGAGGGCAAAGACUAACGGGAGCUAAGAGACGAUUGUGCGAAGCGGCAGUGAUUCUACGGUGAUAACCAUACUCGAAGGAAAUUCGAGAACGGCCUCAAGCUGGUUUACUCAGGAUACCCGAUCGCGAGCAAAAUGGAGGUGCGUGCGAUGGAGUACCGACCAGUGGUACCCACGGGGGUAGUGCCCGCACUCCAGGAUUAUCAUGCGGCCAUACCGGAUCUUAGUCCACCCAGGAGUCAAGGUUCAUCGACUGGAGGAGCCUCGUCGAUCGGCGACUAUGCACCCCGAAUGUAUACACCUCCCACCCCACCUACGCCGCACGAGGAUGAAAAGAUAUUCGGAAGUAAAGCGGACCUGCAAUUACACACUCAGAUCCACAUGAGAGAGGCGAAGCCGUACAAGUGCACCCAGUGCUCUAAGGCAUUUGCGAAUUCGUCCUACCUCUCUCAGCACACAAGAAUCCACCUUGGUAUAAAGCCCUACCGCUGCGAGAUCUGCCAGAGGAAGUUCACCCAACUCAGCCACCUCCAGCAGCACAUCCGUACCCACACCGGGGACAAACCGUACAAAUGCCGUCACCCUGGGUGCACCAAGGCCUUCAGUCAACUGAGCAACCUCCAGAGCCACUCCCGAUGUCACCAAACGGACAAGCCCUACAAGUGCAACUCCUGCUACAAGUGUUUCUCCGACGAGCCCAGCCUCCUGGAGCACAUACCCAAGCACAAGGAAUCGAAACACCUCAAGACCCACAUAUGCCAGUACUGCGGAAAGAGCUACACGCAGGAAACUUAUCUGGCGAAGCACAUGCAGAAGCACGCGGAACGCACGGACAAGCGGCCGCCGAUAAUCGGAACGGGAUUGAGGCCCUCGAUUCACGCGGCGAUGGCGCAUCAUCAUCAGGAUCACUACUGGCCCAAAGUCAGCCCGGACUCCGUAAUCUCCGAGCUUCACGACAGGCUACCCCAUCACCACGCGGCCGCUGCGGCAGCGGCAGCCGCGGCCGCCUCGGACUAUCAUCAGAAUCCAAACAACGAGAUGAUAAUGCCACCGCACGGUCACCGAGGUGACGCCUCCAUUGAGAAUGACUCGACGAGGCAGCAGACGCCGCAGCCGGGCAAUCAUCCGAACAGCAGUUCGGCCUUUACUCCCAUAUCGUCAAUCUCUAUAAAUUCGAUUUCCUCGAUGCAACAUCCGCUCAAUCCAUUGAAUCAUUUACACUAUCCGGGUAGUCAUCAUCCGGCCUCGAGGCCCUACCUCUACGAGGCGUUCAAUACCACCCAAAAGUCAUCGCCCACGUCCUCGGCGUCCGGCGUCACCUCCGGUACCACGAGUAAUCAGAAUGCGACGUCCUUUCCGAAUCAAUUGAUAAGUCUUCAUCAGAUACGGAAUUACGCUCAUCAACCUAACCUUGGUAACUUGGGCAACAUCGGGAACCUAGGCAACCUUAGUAAUUUGAGUAAUUUGAGUGCGUCCAUGGAAAGUCAUGCGCUUCUCGGUGGACUUAAGGACAAGCAGUAGAGUUACUCUACUUCUUCCUCCUCCUCCUCCUCCUCCUUCUCCUCCUCCGUCAGCUCUUCUUUUUCUUCUUUAAAUUCAAUUUUCAUUUGCACAACUUAGUAAUGCCUAUUCUUUUGAAAAAAGCAGCGGUAGAUGCUCUCUUUUGUAACAGCCGGUAGAUUGGGCUUUACGAAAGACAACAUCUGUCUUGCACAGUACAAUGGAGACACACGCGUUACACAUCCAGGAUAUAAGGUAUCCUGCUGAUCGUGAGGUUCAGGGAUACUAAGGUCAGCAGUGCCAGAGCAAUGUUAAUCUUACUGUCCAGUGCCACCCAUGUUUCUUUAGACUAAUCCGCUGAAGUCGAAGCAGCCAAUUGCCCAAGUCUUCGUUCUCAAAGGAGAUCUCCUUAGUUGAAUAUUGUGCGUGCGAGAUCAUCGCAAUGAACGAGCGAUACGCAAGAGUACUUACGUUUAGUCAUUCGUUGAUACUGCGCGAGUAUCGGCAUAGUUAAUUUCGCUGUAAUUCAUUGCCAACGAUCAUUAUCGACCUCAAUGUUUUCCGAGCUAUUUUAUUUGUUUUUAUAUUGUGUCUACGAUUUUUUUAAGAAUUCCCAUUUCUCGCCGAAGUAACACAACAACCGAAUAUUUGCACGUAGAGAUGCGAAUGCAAUCCCCUGAAUGAAAAAAAAAAAAAGAAAAAUAAGAAAGGGAGAAAAUAGGCUAAGAAGGGACGCGAGGACAUGGGAACGUAACGCAAAAGAGGGUACAAAGGCGUCGACGCCAUAAGCGUCACGACGACGACGACGACGUCGUCGUGCGCACACAGAAAGAACACAUGAAAAAUCUGAUGAAAGAAAAAAAAAGCAGAAUGGGGGAAACGAGAAAAGAGUAGUAGAAUUGACGUUGACCACAAAGAAGAGAGAGAGAGUGGGUACGGAGAACCUCCUGUACAUAGCUAUUAUAUAAAUAUAUAAAUAAAUAUUAUUAUAUUAUUAUUAA
Molecule: messenger RNA, 2914 nt
Organism: Cephus cinctus (wheat stem sawfly)
Lineage: Eukaryota; Metazoa; Arthropoda; Insecta; Hymenoptera; Cephidae
Product: zinc finger protein rotund
Exons: 2
Coding region: 549-1934 (461 amino acids)
Biological process (GO): negative regulation of transcription by RNA polymerase II
Molecular function (GO): DNA-binding transcription repressor activity, RNA polymerase II-specific
Source: RefSeq, a predicted model, not a curated record